GUUGACCUGUCGUCCGCACACGUCAGGCAAACACUCAUGUAUGAGUCAAUAAGGCGCAAACAAGCACGCGAAUACGAAAGAGUGGGAAGGAAAUGGGGGGAGGAAGACACAGCGCUGAUUGGCAUGGUUCCAUUCACUUACUGCGAGCAAACGCUGUGUGGACAAGGCAAGGCAUGGGUGCGAUCGGUCAAUCUCUCUCAAGCUAGCUCGCUUUCUGAAGAAGAAACACUGGCUACUGUUACUGCCCUCCGUUAGAACGCAGAAGGCGCUACUCACACCCCACACGGAUAUCAUCACACACCUGCCCCAUUCACUAUCUUCCUUGUGCUUGUCGGGCCCCCUGAUCUCCAAUUGGCCUUCCUUACCACCAUCAACACAUCAGACGAGCCAAUACGUGACGCCUCGGGUACCGGGAUGGACAUUUUCCUGCUUAUCUCUCCAUCAAUCAAGUCAGCCAUGACCACUCCCCCAUAAGUAAGAUCGCCGCCUGUCUUGGGGUUCCAAUACUGGAUGGAGUACGUAGUCUUCCCGACAACAGUGAGUUCUACUGUUGUCGUAUUGGUAAAAGUGUAGACGAGGUAGAUGUCGCCCUCUUUGGCGAAGACGAAGUCGUCUUUUUGCUCCGUCAGGUGAUUACUGCCAGUCAUUCCCCAGAAGGGGAUGCGAUUGUCCUUCAUGAAUCGCCAGGCAAGAUUUACCUGCGUGAACAUUGUGUCACGGCUUCGAAAGUCUUCACAGGUCAUGUCCGAGCACGUCGAGUAUGGGACGUCCUCCCUAUCGCCAUUGCCAAUCGUCGGGCCUUUCUCGCCCGUUUGAUGCCUGCGAAAACCCCAACCAAAAUAGAACUCGACGCCGGACCCUCCAGCCAUCAGUGUGCCCCACAACACGUUGGUUCUGAUGAAGUCAUGAUUGGGGUCAUUCAAAUCGAUGUCCACGCCUGAGUAAGGAAAGCAGGCUGGAUUCGGGUGGAUUCGGGAAGCGAAGAAACGGUCAUGGUACCAAGCCAGCUCAGCCCUUGCUCGUCAUUCGACACAACAAAGGGGUUUGCGCUUCCGGCUGAUUUGGCGAUCCACUCUGCUACCUCGGCGUUGAUCUGCUCAGGGAACUUGCACUGAAGAGACGCCCCUGUUCUGAAAUGAGCCACAACGCAGCCAAUGAGGAAAUCCAGACAACAUACAGAGCUUCAUCCGUUUUACACUUUGCUGGUAUCGCUGCGAAUCAGCGCGGGGUAGACCUUUUCCUUCCAAUCAGGGUAGGUGUGUACAUCUAUCGGGUGGUCGUACGGGUCAACACUUCUGAUAGAGUCAGCCGCUGCGAGCAGUAACGACGUCGGCAUCUUAGUCUCUUCACCUAAAUUCCACACGAGUUGGGGAUGGUGGCCAAAGCGAGCAACUAACUCCCGGUAAUAGACCGCCCUCCGCACAGUAAAGUGCUUCUUGCCGUGGAUAAAUUCGUUCUCUGUCUCUUGCGUCUUCACGUGCAAUCCAAUACCCUUCUGCGUCGCGUGCUCGAAUGCGAUCUCCCAUUGGUCGGUCUUGCUCACAUCGAUUCGAAAGGAGGACUCGCUAGUGUAAGGGAAUACAUUGCCGUCGUCGCCUGUAUUUUUCCAUCACCGAGUGCCAACAACGACACCAUGUGCACAUGAGAUCAUGCCCGUCUGUGCGCGAUGUGACCUUGCACGUUGUAUGUGAGGAAGACAUCAUGUUGAGACCUUUGGAAGCUAAAUAGUUGAUGGCGCCAAUCAGCCCCUUUCCCUUCCCAUUGGCCCAAGUGGGGUUGCCCUGAAUCUAAUUGGAGAAGCCAUCUGGCACCAACGUGGAUUUCUUACGUUCCUCCAAUCUUUCGUGUGGUUCUUAUAUUGCUUCCGCAAGUCUACACAAGCAACAGCACGUCUAUCUGUACUGUCUCGAGCUGAUGUGCCGUUGAACCAGCCCGACCAAGAUGGUUGGGAGUGUUAUCAAAAUCGUCGUAGGCAAGCAGGUUCUCCGGCGAGUCGGUGCCUAUCUUCAAAAAAUAUUCUUCGCUUCCCUGGGAGCAGCACAAGUAGACAAGGCAACACGUGGUUUCACGUGCUGCGUGCAGUCUCCCUUCCUCCCUUCCUCCCUUUCCCAGUUUGCAUUCAUACUUACCGCCAACCAGAGAUACCUCUUGCCCACGUAUUGGAGGAGUCCCUUGACCCGCCCAUCCCUGCCCGUCUUGUCAGAGGGCUUCACCAGAAAUUCGCCCUCAUAGCCGUCCAUGUAGCCUGCAGACUUCCCCGGCAACGUCGGGUCCAAUAUGAUAUUCUUUCCUCUGCGAAAUGCCACACUAUAGCGCCACCGCCCGACAUGGGGAGGUGUGAAAUGGCAGCGCCAUUUGUUGCCUCCUGUGGCCCCGGUGUUGGCUGCACUGCCGUCUGCGGCAAAAUAGCCAGGUACUGUGUAAGUCCGAUCGCCGCUUGCCCCAAUGUGGGUGAGGUUGACAGUGAGGCGGUAAUAUGAAAAAGGGCUGGGCAUAGCUGCCUCCUUUGUCGCUGGGCCCGAGAAGGUGAACGUCAGCUUGUGCCAUUGCUUCUGCAGCAUGUGACGCAACAGUCAAUAAGCUGUGCUGUUGAUUGACUGUGUCCUCAACCUGACCAUUUCGCCAGUGGCUUUGAGAGUGGUGACGGAAGUGAGCGUCUGCGACUUGACCAGAAAGGGCAAGAGGCACAGCAAAAGCGCUAGGAGGGUGUAGCAUCUUUCGGCGUUCGUCCUGUCAAUACACAUAUCGCGAAGAUGUAUGAUCGGUGUACGACGCCUGAUGCUGUAUCGGCAAUACACAACGAAUUCGAGUGGAAACAUUGCCGUUUUUUAAUACAGG
This is a messenger RNA of Vitrella brassicaformis, 2838 nucleotides long. The record is from the annotation of a GenBank genome assembly. Lineage: Eukaryota; Vitrellaceae.